This is a messenger RNA of Psylliodes chrysocephalus, 1054 nucleotides long. The record is from the annotation of a GenBank genome assembly. Lineage: Eukaryota; Metazoa; Arthropoda; Insecta; Coleoptera; Chrysomelidae.
GCCUUUUAUGUUUACAAAAAGGUACAAAUUUCGUGAACAUUUAUAAGGUGCAUUAGCGGGCAAAUUGAAAUCUCUCUUGAAUUUUGAAAUCACCGAUUUCAUGCCGAACGUUUUGUGCUGUGCGUGUAAAACAAAGCUGUACCGCAAUUUUGCUGCAGGAAACGUGGCCAGGAAUUUCAAUUUACCAGAUUAUUCACUCUUUCGCAAUGGAAUCAACACGAAAUCAAAAAGUGUGAAAAAUAAAUGUUUGUGCUAUAUGUGUGAAUUGGUCAGAAAGCGCUGUUUGAAAUAUGUUGACAAAUCAGAAACAGCCCGCAAUGCGCCACAAGAAACUGGUAAGAAAAAAACGUCGAGUGAAAAGAGAUGUGUGAAAUGUUUGACACUGAUUGGCAGAGCCUCUAGCUACCCAUGUACUUGGUGCUAUGCCCAGAAGGAUCACUUAGAUAAACCUGGUUUGGACCGAACUAUCGGAAAUUCAUUGCAACAUUAUCAAGAAUGGUUUGAAGCAGGCACUGUUCGAAAAGAUGCGAAAAAAUUCAAAAGUUGUAUUUAUCCUCCAAUUUUCCACGGAUCUAAAGACAGUAAAAUAUUGUACCUCGUCCCUCCACCAGAACUUCAUCUACUUUUAGGUGGAGUUAAUACAAUCGUCAACCAUAUGUUUGGGGACUUUGAGAAAGAUGCUGCCAAUUGGAUAAAAAAAUGUAAUGUCCAGAGGGAAGUAAGGCAGGGUGGUGCAGCAUUCACAGGAAACUCCUGUAAAAUUCUUCUGAGUAAAGUGGAUCUUUUGAGAGCAAACUGUGAAUUGGGUUGCUUGAGUCUGGACUGCCUUGGACGUGUUGUUCAUGAAUGUUUUGGGAUGAUAUUGAGACCAAAUUACAAAUCCGCGAUUGCAGACUUUAGACGAAGUUAUUUAGCAUUAUUGAAAUCAGUGACCCCAAAAAUUCAAGCUAUAUUCUUUCACGUCGAGGAAUUUUGUGAUUCGACGGGAAAAGCAUUAGGUUUUUAUAGUGAACAAGCUAUUGAAUCUGUGCAUCAUGACUUCAAUGAGACAUGA